Trifolium pratense (red clover) is the source of this 2004-nucleotide messenger RNA. RefSeq lists its product as uncharacterized. The transcript has 5 exons. Lineage: Eukaryota; Viridiplantae; Streptophyta; Magnoliopsida; Fabales; Fabaceae. The coding region runs from base 42 to 1730 and encodes 562 amino acids. The record is from RefSeq and is a predicted model, not a curated record.
UAAAUUCUCUUCAUUGAAUUAAAAAAAAAUCUGAAAUUUCCAUGGCGGAAUGUGAAGCUCCAUCAUUCUCUCUAGGGUUCGAUCUCGAUCUCCACAACACGCCUCCAAAUUCUCCCAACCACAACAUCACCAACCUAAUCGUACCCGACUCCGAAUCCGACCACGAAACCCGACCCGAUCCCCAUCGCCGUAUCUUCAAACGUCUCCGUCAAGGUCUCCCUUCCCCUUCCGUUCAACACCGAACUGAACCGCCUUCGUUCAUCGACGCCGCCGAGGAUCAUGAUGAUGAUGAUAUCGAAGAGUUCUCCUCGCAAGAUGAACCUGUUCAAGUAUCUGCACCUUCCUCGGUUCGGAAUCGUUCUGUAUGUAGUAGCUCAAAAGUGUCAUUGAAAGGUGUUGGAGUUUUAAUUCCUCAUUCAUAUACAAACCCUAGGAAGAAAACCAGAAAGCAGGAUUUGGAAGUUCCAGCUUCUGUUGGGUUGGAGACCAGCCAAAGUGGGACGGUGUUUCGCAAGACAGCGGCUAGUCCUCUUCGCAAGUUUCAACUGAUUGAUUCUGAUGACGAUGAUGAUAUUGUUGGUGAAGAUGUUAAUUGUGGAAAUAAACCCAGCCCCUCCACGUCAAUGGGGCCAAUGUGCAACCGAAACACACCUGUGGCUUCUUUUGAACAAAAUAACAAGACGCAAGUUGAUGAUUUGAACCGAAAUCAGGAGGAUUUAUGGAAAAAUCUUUCCCCGGUGAAGAAUUUUUCCAUUCCUAUGGAUAUUCAAGCUUCUGCUGGGUUGAAAACGGAACAGAGUGAGUCGGUGUUUCCCAAUCCUAAGUUAGAGGCCAGUCCUCUUCGCAAGUUUCAAUUGAUUGAUUCUGAUGAUGAUGAUGAUGUUAUUGUUAUUGGUGAAAAUAAACUUGGCCCCUCCUCGUCAACAGGUAACCAAGCCACACGUUUGAGUUCUUUGAAACAGGAUAGAAAGGUGCAGUUUGUUGAUGUGAACCAAAACCAGAAACAUCUUUCCCCAGUGAAGAAUUUUUCCAUUCCUACACCUGCCUUCAAUGAUGUGUGCGAAGAAUACUUUCGUUCUGCCAACAACACACAAGUGCCAAAAUCAAAUAACAACGAGACACAUCAUGGGGUAAAUUCUGAAUGCCAAACGGAUGAACAAGUAUGGGAGGCGGCAGGUCCUCUUCCUCCUGCUCAUCACUAUUAUUUCCAUGACGAUCCAAGAGUUCAAGAAUUGGUUCUCAGUCGCCUAUGUAACUUUUCUCUAUUAGGCGUCAACAGACUUGAUCAGCAACAAAAUAUUGAUUACAUGGGACAAUUUGACAGUGGAGGUUCAACAAGCAGAAGAAGCAAAUCAAAAAAUUUGAAUGGUUCAGAAGGUUGGGUAGAUCCCAAAAUCAUUUCUAGUAGUAGUAGUAGAAAGAAAGCAACAAAGAGAAACAGCACUAAGAGCAGUGCGAAAAAAAGUAAAAAGAAUGAAACAAGCAAAUUAAACUCUUCAGAUGCUUCUGCAAAUUGGGUGGAACCAAAAGAUGCAGGUCAAAGGCGUGUACAUGCAAGUGAUCAAUCGACAGGUCAUUGGUAUACAGGGUCCGAUGGAAGAAAGGUUUAUGUCGACAAAAAUGGGAAGGAGUCGACUGGCCGGAGUGCUUAUAGACUUUACCGGAAGGAGAGUGGAGCAACAUUCAAGAAAUCCAAAAAGAAAACAAGCGCGAAGAAGGGAAAGAACUAAACAUUUGAUGCAAGUAUGCAACACAUUGUUCCCUGCCAGGUCCACAUUAAGUUACAUUUUUGACAGGAUACUGUAAAUUACUUGUUGAUACACUUAUUAACAUUACUAACAUGUAAAGAGAGCAUCAGAGAAAAUGCGUCGUCUUGUAAAUAAGAUAGAGAAGACUCUUUUGUUCUGCACUUUUUUGAAUGCGCAAAACAUGAUUAUUCAUACAAUCUAAUCCUUUUCUUGUCUUUUCAAGUUUCACUUCAGUUUCAUCAACAGGCAUGCAAUG